AUGACUUCUCACGCUGGUCUACAGAAUGUCCUGAAUUUUCGUGAUGUCGGUAAGACGGUCAAUGAUUUCUUGGGUACAAGACGAAUUCGUGAGGGCUUGUUCUACCGUUCAGCAAGACCAGAUGAUGCCACCCUUUCAGACAGACAACUUAUCAGGGAUGGUCUUGGCGUCAAGACCAUCAUUGACCUAAGAACCAAAACUGAACACCUCAACCAAGCCAAGAGACGCAAAGAGCAAUCCAGUAUUCCUGCACUCGUCAAGUCUAAUGAAGCUCUUGCUGAGCCACUCCAAAUCUCUGGUCUGAACUAUCGAGACGUCAAAAUCACAGGCCGCCCGUUCGAGCUGUUUCUUCUGAGUCAGUUAUCAUGGUGGGAUUUUUUUCGCGUUGUUUUUCUCUUUCUAUGUGGCUAUCGUACUGAAGCCAUAAAUAUCAUCGGAGAGAAAGUUAUGAUCCCACGUGGGCUUGUAGGACUGGGUUUAGAUACGCUCGACCAGUCCACCAAGGAGAUUCACGAGGCCUUGUCUCUCUAUGCUGCCCCAUCAGCUCUCCCUUCCAUUGUUCAUUGCACCCAAGGCAAAGACCGAACAGGCCUCAUCUGUGCUUUGGUGCUCAUGAUCCUGGACGUGCCUAUCUCCGCCAUCGAGUACGAUUAUGGGCUCAGCGAUGAGGCACUUAUUCCCGAGAGAGAACAGCGUCUUAUUGAGAUUCGAGAAAUUGGCUUGACGAAUGAAUGGCUCCACACCGCUGAUGAUAUGAUUGUUGGCCUUCAAAAACACCUUGACGCCAAAUAUGGUGGGCUCAAUGCGUACCUAGAUGGCAUCGGAUUUGGUUCUGAUGAUCGAGCCAAGCUACAGGAUGUCUUGCUUUACUAA
Messenger RNA from Fusarium venenatum, 873 nucleotides. Its product is annotated as protein-tyrosine phosphatase-like protein. The record is from RefSeq and is a predicted model, not a curated record. NCBI's taxonomy places the organism in Eukaryota, Fungi, Ascomycota, Sordariomycetes, Hypocreales, Nectriaceae. Gene Ontology annotation, biological process: dephosphorylation. Gene Ontology annotation, molecular function: phosphoprotein phosphatase activity.